AUGCUUACGAGGAACUGCUCGCUGCUGCUCCUCUGCUUUCUGAUGGACAGGGGUCUGCUGUCCCCCCUGCACUCGCCGCCCCAGGGCAGGCUGGGAAAAGACCCGCCCCGCAGCAUGCUGGGAUUGAGGAGGAACGGAGCGCAGGGGUUCCAGAGGGUAAAGAGGGGAUGGGUGUGGAACCAGUUCUUUGUGCUGGAGGAGUACAUGGGGUCCGACCCCCAGUACGUGGGCAAGCUGCACACAGACCUGGAUAAGGGCGACAGCGCAGUGAAGUACACGCUCUCCGGCGACGGGGCCGGCUCCAUUUUCACCAUCGACCAGACGACGGGGGACAUCCACGCGCUGCGGAGCCUGGACCGGGAGGAGAAGCCCUACUACACGCUGCGCGCCCAGGCCGUGGACCUGGACACCGGCCGGCCCCUGGAGCCCGAGUCCGAGUUCGUCAUCAAGGUCCAGGACAUCAACGACAACGAGCCCAAGUUCCUGGAGGGACCCUACACGGCUAGCGUGCCGGAGAUGUCUCCCGUCGGUACCUAUGUGAUGCAGGUGACGGCAACGGACGCGGACGACCCCACCUACGGGAACAGCGCCAGGGUGGUGUACAGCAUCCUGCUCGGACAGCCCUACUUCUCCGUCGAUCCCAAGACAGGCGUAAUCCGGACAGCCCUCCCGAACAUGGACCGGGAGGUGAAGGAGCUGUACCAGGUCCUGAUCCAGGCCAAAGACAUGGGGGGUCAGCUGGGGGGCCUGGCCGGGACCACCACCAUCAACAUCACCCUCAGCGACGUCAACGACAACCCGCCCAGGUUCUCCAAAAGCAUAUUCCACCUGAGGGUUCUGGAAUCUUCUCCCGUGGGAUCGUCGGUGGGCCGGAUCAAGGCCCACGACCUGGACACCGGCAAGAACGCAGAGGUGGAGUACAACAUCGUCCCCGGCGACGGGGGCACCAUGUUCGACAUCACCACCAACGAGCGCAACCAAGAGGGCACUAUCGUCCUGAAGAAGCCGCUGGACUACGAGACGAAGAAGGCCUACACCUUCAAGGUGGAGGCGUCGAACGCGCACCUGGACCCCCGUUUCCACGGCUUCGGGCCCUACAAGGACAUGGCCACCGUCAAGAUCAACGUGCUGGACGUGGACGAGCCCCCUGUCUUCAGCCGGCCGGCCUACAACAUGGACGUCCUGGAGGACACGGUGGUGGGCACGGUCAUCGGGGCGGUGACCGCGCAGGACCUGGACGCCGGGAGCAGUCACGUGCGGUAUUCUAUCGACUGGAAGAGCGAUUUGGACAGCUACUUUGGCAUCGAUCCCGUGAUGGGGACCAUUUCCACUAACCUGCUCCUGGACCGCGAGAGCAUCGCCCAACACAACAUCUCCAUUGUGGCGACUAAAGUUAAUAAUCCCAUCCUGACCAGUAAAGUGGCGGUCACCGUCCAUGUUCUGGAUGUCAACGAGUUUCCUCCUGAGUUUGCAGUGCCAUACGAGACGUUUGUGUGUGAAAACGCUAAGGCGGGACAGGUCAUUCAGAUCGUCAGCGCCACCGAUCAGGACCUGCCCUCCGCCGGACAGAAGUUCUCCUUCAAAUCGGCGGCCGCGGACGUCAGGAACAGGAAUUUCACGGUCCGGGACUUUGGGAACAACACGGCGGGCGUGGUGGCCAAUCGCGGCGGGUUCCGGCGGCGGCUGCAGGAGAUGUACUUCCUGCCGGUGGCGAUCGAGGACGAGGGCCCGCCGGUGCGGAGCAGCACGGGAACGCUGACCAUCCGCGUGUGCGGCUGUGAGGCCGACGGCACGCUGCUCACCUGCAGCGCUGAGGCCAUCUUCCUCCCCGUGGGCCUCAGCACCGGGGCGCUGAUCGCCAUCCUGCUCUGCAUCAUCAUCCUGCUGGUGAUCGUGGUGCUGUACGUGGGCCUGCGGAGACAGAAGAAGAAGGAGACGCUGAUGACGUCGAAGGAGGACAUCCGGGACAACGUGAUCCACUACGACGACGAGGGGGGCGGGGAGGAGGACACCCACGCCUUCGACAUGGGCACUCUGCGGAACCCCAAGGCCCUGAAGGAGAACGGGUUCCGGCGGGACGUCAAGCCCGAGGCCCCGCCCGGCCCCCGCACCACCACCACGGCGACCGUCACCGCCGCGAGCGUCGCCGCGGCGACCGCGCCAGCCGCCGUCGGUUCCCGUGACAACAGCGACAUCCACGACUACAUCCGGCAGAGGCUGCGGGAGAACGACGGCGACAGCUCGGCCCCGCCCUACGACUCGCUCGCCACCUACGCCUACGAGGGGGAGGGGUCGGCCGCCGAGUCGCUCAGCUCCAUCGAGUCGCCCGUCGCCGACGGCGACGAGGACUACGAUUACCUCACCGAGUGGGGGCCCCGUUUCAAAACCUUGGCGGGAAUAUUUGGGGAACAGGACCCACAGUCGAACACGACAACGACGACUGACAACAAACUUUAAUAUCAGUUCCACACACCUGAUGUAGAGGACUAUCUUCUUUUGUGCUUAAGACACUUUUUUUCACCGUUUUACCAGUUCUGGGUUUUACUGUUACUUUUUUUGUUGUUUUUUUGUUUGUUUCUUUUUUCUGAGCUUUGUUUUCCUCACUGCCAGAUGGACUAUUGAUGAGAGAGAGAGGGAGAGAGAGA
Messenger RNA from Conger conger (European conger), 2645 nucleotides. Its product is annotated as cadherin-12-like. The transcript is spliced from 11 exons. Bases 1 to 2457 code for a protein of 818 amino acids. The record is from RefSeq and is a predicted model, not a curated record. Gene Ontology annotation, biological process: cell-cell junction assembly; calcium-dependent cell-cell adhesion; homophilic cell-cell adhesion. NCBI's taxonomy places the organism in Eukaryota, Metazoa, Chordata, Actinopteri, Anguilliformes, Congridae. Gene Ontology annotation, cellular component: adherens junction; catenin complex; plasma membrane. Gene Ontology annotation, molecular function: cadherin binding; calcium ion binding.